AUGGCUGAUAUGAAUUCUCUCUUCAGCAAUCCUCGUAUUUUUCAAGAUCCUUUGAGUUUUAAUCCAGAGAGAUUUAUUGAUCCAAAUGGAUCGUUGGUCAACGAUAAGCUUGUGAUUCCAUUCAGCGUAGGAAAGCGAGGCUGUCCUGGAGAAUUAUUCGCAGAUGUGACAGCUUUCUUAAUGGCGAUGAAUUUGAUUAAAAAAUACAAACUGAGCACCGUCCCUGGAGAACCGAAGCCUAAACUGGCCAUGCACAUUGGGCUGACUUCUUGUCCUCAUGAAUUCUCAAUGCUUAUGACAAAACGACAAUGAAUUUUGAAAACUAUAGUUUUGCAUAAAAUUGAGCAAUGACUGAAUGGAAUUAUGGAUUUAAGUACAUAUUUGAUGAACUAAUAAAUGAGAUAUCGGCG
Folsomia candida is the source of this 410-nucleotide messenger RNA. RefSeq names its product cytochrome P450 2U1-like. NCBI's taxonomy places the organism in Eukaryota, Metazoa, Arthropoda, Collembola, Entomobryomorpha, Isotomidae. Gene Ontology annotation, molecular function: monooxygenase activity; heme binding; iron ion binding. The record is from RefSeq and is a predicted model, not a curated record. The transcript is spliced from 2 exons. The coding region runs from base 1 to 312 and encodes 103 amino acids.